Coregonus clupeaformis (lake whitefish) is the source of this 2187-nucleotide messenger RNA. Its product is annotated as dol-P-Man:Man(7)GlcNAc(2)-PP-Dol alpha-1,6-mannosyltransferase-like. The transcript has 9 exons. Gene Ontology annotation, biological process: protein N-linked glycosylation. Gene Ontology annotation, molecular function: alpha-1,6-mannosyltransferase activity. Gene Ontology annotation, cellular component: endoplasmic reticulum membrane. Lineage: Eukaryota; Metazoa; Chordata; Actinopteri; Salmoniformes; Salmonidae. Bases 27 to 1502 code for a protein of 491 amino acids. The record is from RefSeq and is a predicted model, not a curated record.
CGUCAACUUCCUAUAAACUUCACGUCAUGGCAGAGAAGAGGGCUGCGUCUGGGCAAUCACUGUUGUUUUUACUAAUUUCGGUGACUCUACUACAUUUGUUUAUUUGUCCUUUUACAAAAGUUGAAGAGAGUUUCAAUUUACAGGCAGUGCAUGAUAUUCUUUAUCACAGACUUGAUUUUGAAAAGUAUGACCACCAUGAAUUCCCUGGUGUGGUGCCACGGACAUUCCUUGGACCUGUGUUCCUAUCAACGGUCUGUUCCCCACUGGUCUACCUGCUGUCACUACUGGAGGCUUCCAAAUUCUACACACAGCUGAUGGUGCGAGGUUGCCUGGGAGUGUGUGUGACGUUAGCUCUAUGGCGCAUGCAGAGGGAGGUUCGGAGGCAGUUUGGGUCGACAGUUGCGGGACUGUUCUGUCUCACCUGCGCCUCACAGUUCCAUCUCAUGUUCUACAGCACGAGACCCCUCCCCAAUGUAUUUGCACUGCCAAUAGUCCUGUUGGCGUUCACUGCAUGGAUGGGGCAGAGGUACGGGUCCUUCAUCUGUCUCUCUGCUCUCGUCAUCAUCGUGUUUAGAUCAGAACUGUCUCUCUACCUGGGUCUUAUGCUGCUCAUGUCACUACUGAGCAGGAGGCUGGGGAUCCUCCAACUGCUCUACUAUGCCAUUCCUGCAGGUGCUCUGUCACUAGCUUUGACUGUCGGCAUUGACUCAUUAUUCUGGAAUAAGCUGAUUUGGCCCGAGGGCCAGGUACUCUGGUACAACACCAUCCUGAACAAGAGCUCCAACUGGGGAACCUCCCCCUUUCUGUGGUACUUCUACUCUGCUCUGCCCCGUGCCCUGGGCUGCGCAGUGCUGUUCGUCCCCCUAGGCCUGCUGGACAGACGGACACGCAUCCUGCUGCUGCCUACUGUAGGAUUUAUCCUGCUCUACUCUUUCCUGCCCCAUAAGGAGCUACGCUUUAUCCUCUACACCUUCCCUGUGCUGAAUAUAGUGGCCGCACGGGGCUGCUCCUUCAUUCUGAACAACUACCACAAAUCUUGGAUGUAUAAACUUGGCUCCUUAAUCGUGGUUGGCCAGUUGGUGACAAAUGCUGCAUACUCCAGCAUAUCUCUGUACGUGUCCCAUCACAACUACCCUGGAGGCAGGGGGUUGCAGGUACUACAUAAACUAGUACCGUCUACAUCAGAUGUCUCGGUUCAUAUUGAUGUAUUUGCUGCCCAAACUGGAGUGUCACGUUUCUUAGAACUGAACAGAAACUGGAGGUAUGACAAGAGAGAAGACAUUGGCCCUGGACACCCUGAUAUGAAGACAUACUCCCAUGUUCUGAUGGAGGCCAAUGCCACCCAGAUAGCACUACUCAAAGGCUCCCACAUGCCUUUGGUCUUCAUCCAAGGUUACAGCAACAUGACGUUGAAUGCCUUUCGGUUUCCUUUCUUCAGUAUAAACCUGGGAGGCAAACUGGUGUUGCUAGAAAGAGUACCUGACCCUGAGCAUCCCAGUUGAACUGAGGACAGUGAUGGUAGUUUUUCAGGAUUUAGUAUUUUCUUAUGACCAAAUUGUAAAUAACCUAAACUAAAUUGCAGUGUAUUGAGUGUUCUGUUGUUUUCAAUCACUCUUUUGGGAUAUAAGUUGGUUGGAGCCAGGUAUUGGUAGAAUACACUGAUCGGAUCACCUGCUUUAUUUUUUAAUAUGUGAAUGACUAAAAUGUGACUGGCCAGGCCAGCUUAGAUCUCCAUUCACAUGCAAAGAAAGUGUAUAUAGGCCUUUCAUUACUUCAACUGAAAAUUAUCCAUGACAAUGCACUUAUCCUCCAAUUUUACUCCACCAAACCAGGUAACUGGUUUACUGUCUUUAACACUUCCUUCAAACAAAGUGGUCAAAUAACCACAGUUCAAUAAUUGCCAUCCUUCAAAACUGCAUUAUUUUCUGAAAUAGGUUCCAAGAACUCAUUAUGCUAUUGCUCCAUUUAAUGUGUUUUGUAUGUAUUUAUAAUUUCCCAUAUGAACAAAACAGCUCAUCGUGAGCUUUGGAAUAAAACUGAAGAGGAAAUGUGAAAAAUACAUUGUCUUGUUUGUUGACUUAGAAGGAAGUACUUGUGCCACUUGAGGCAAUAUUACAUGCUUCUAGAGACCACUGUUUUCAGAAAGGUUACAUUUAAAUGUUGCAAAUAAACAACAUUCCCUGGUGA